Molecule: messenger RNA, 1930 nt
Organism: Psammomys obesus (fat sand rat)
Lineage: Eukaryota; Metazoa; Chordata; Mammalia; Rodentia; Muridae
Gene: Arl6ip6
Product: ADP ribosylation factor like GTPase 6 interacting protein 6
Exons: 4
Coding region: 295-975 (226 amino acids)
Source: RefSeq, a predicted model, not a curated record
CUGUUGUAGGGGGCGGGCGGUGUGCGCCCCGAGGGCCGGGAAGGGCCGGCUAGGUUAGGUCGUGUGUACUCGUGGGUCGUGGGCCGCGGGCGCGCGCUCCAGCCUCCCCCUCCCGCCCCCCGGACCCCGGCGCGUCCGGAAGAGGAAGCCCUGGACCGCGGCUCGCGCGCCCCCCCAGCUCUCCCCGCGCCGUGGUUGGCCCCGCCGACGGCCGGCGCUGAUUGGCUGCCGCCGGGGAGGGGGCGUGGCGGUGGCGGCCGCUCGACCUUCGCGGGUCUCUCAGCCUUUCCCGCCAUGUCGUUCGUGGAGAGUGCGAGGUCCGCGGCCGCGCGGAGGCGCCGCCAGGUCACCCCAGGUCCUGGGACGCGGCCCGCGCGUUCCGGCUUCACGCCGGGGGAUAGCCGGGGUGAGGGCGAAGUCGACGAGGACGAGGGAUGCGACCGAGUGGCCCGCGACCUGCGGGCGGAGUUCUCGGCCGGGGCGUGGUCGGAGCUCCGGAGAGUCCCGCUGUGCCCGCGGGUCGGGGACGGGUCGCCGGUCCUGCGGGAGAAGCGCAACGGCCUCUUCCCGGCCCCCGCGGCCAGCCGGACCCAGGCUCGGCGGUGGCCCAUCCAGGUCCUUUCCAUCCUCUGUUCGCUGCUGUUCGCCGCCCUCCUUGCUUUCCUCCUCGCCAUCGCCUACCUGGUCGUUAAAGAGUUGCAUGCAGAAAAUUUGAAAAAUGAAGAUGAUAUACAUACUGGGCUAUUAGGAUUCUGGUCUCUGCUGAUAAUAUCUCUGACUGCUGGAUUCUCCUGUUGCAGCUUUUCUUGGACAGUGACUUACUUUGAUUCUUUUGAACCAGGAAUGUUUCCGCCUACUCCUCUUUCACCUGCUAGGUUCAAGAAACUGACUGGACAUUCUUUCCACAUGGGCUAUAGCAUGGCAAUUUUGAAUGGUGUUGUAGCUGCUCUUACUGUGGCAUGGUGCCUCAUGUAAACCCACAGCAGAGCAAUACUGUUGGUGAAAGUCAUGAUUGUUUUGUAAUAACAGAAACAAAUAUUGCCUACUCAGAAGACUGAAAUGUGAUUCAGAUACAAACCAUCAUCAUUAUUGAAGACCUUACAGAGCGUCAUUUCAGAAAUUAGGCAUUGGGACUAUCUGAGUACUUUCAAACACUUUCUUAAAAGUAUAAGAUAUUUACCUCAUCUUUUUACUUUUGUUUAUGUAGUUUUUAUCAGUUACAGAAAGUAUUUUAAUGGAAAUCAAAUUUGGAAACUUGAAUACAAGACAACGCCUAUCUUUCUAUGUAUACUCCAUUUUUUUGCUAACAUGUUGCUAUUACUGGUUGAGAUAAAAAUAUUUCAUAUUUAUAGAUUACAUUAACAAAAGAAUGCUGAGGUCGAGUGUGGUAGCAAAAACCUUCAAGCCCAGCUAUAGAACCAGGUUCUGCGGGUUAGAGGUCAGCCUAUAGCUUGCACAAUGAGACCGUUUCAAGAAAAAGAAGAAAAAAAUCAUGCCUAUUCUUUGAUAUUUUAUAGACACUACAUAAAUCAGAGGUUUUGAUAAUCAGUAUAACGCAAAUGGUGCAUUUAUAUUUUUGUGGAGUGUACCUAGGGGUUUUAUAUAUUUUUAUAGUAAUGAAUUUGUUUUUAAAAUGAUUGCAUUUAUACCUAUAUGACUGUAAAUUUUAUUUCUUAGCUGAUGUAAAUCUGCCCUUUAGUAAGUAUUUUGUCUUUUUUAAAAAGGCGUGAAAGUACAUUGACUUGAGUUUAAGUAAAUUUAUUUUUUAACAGAAAGAUAAUGAAAAUUCAGGGAAAACUAUUUGUCAUUAUAAUGUUAAGAAAUUGGAGAUUGUUAACCAUUUUUAUUUACUACAAUUUAAAAUAUUUAUUUUGAUGUAUGUAUUAGGGUACCAAAACUUGUACUGUUUUGUUUUUAGUAAAUGAAAACC